Molecule: messenger RNA, 2504 nt
Organism: Cyprinus carpio (common carp)
Lineage: Eukaryota; Metazoa; Chordata; Actinopteri; Cypriniformes; Cyprinidae
Exons: 5
Coding region: 107-787 (226 amino acids)
Source: RefSeq, a predicted model, not a curated record
AAUUGUACAUGAGACUGCAAUAGAAAUAAUUAAUACAAUUAGUUUUCUUCCAACUAGAUAAAACAUUGUCAUAUUUGGGGGCAUUGACGGUUUUUCCAGAACAAUAAUGUACUUGGAUGCAGCUAACAACAACAAGGCAUCAACUGCCUUUUCCUUCUUUUUACAAUCCAUUGAGAAGAAUGGUGUGCCUUCAAGGGUUAGGGGUGAUCAAGGAGUCGAGAACCUCAACAUUGCACGCUUCAUGUUCACUGUAAGGGGAACAGACAGAGCAAGUUUCAUUUCUGGCAAAAGCGUACAUAACCAAAGAAUCGAACGGCUCUGGCAUGAUGUGUGGACAGCAGUGACUUCCACAUAUUACGAUACCCUCAAUGGUCUUGAAGAAGGUGGCUUGCUGGACAUCUCAAACACAAUACACAUUUUCCUUGCCCACUUUGUGUUUCUUCCCUGUCUCCGCAAAGACUUGCAGACAUUUGCUGAGGGCUGGAACCAUCACCCACUCCGCACCGAGGGAAAUAUGACCCCACAUCAGUUGUGGGAGGUGGGACUUAUGCAGAAUAGCAUCAGUGAGAUUGAAAAUUUAGAGGAUGUAGAGAACUGUGACAUAGACUGGGAAAGUGCCAUUUUCCAUGAGGAACCAUUAACCGUAUUUGGAGUUGUGGUUCCAGAACUCCUCCCCCCUCUAAAUGAACAAGAAAUGAGAAGCCUCCAAGCUGCUGUUGACCCUACAGUGACAUCACACUCGAACGGUAGAGACAUCUAUAUUCAGUGCUUUGAUAUUUUUCACUGACAAAUUGUGAAUACGCUUAAUCUAUUGUCCUUUGCUUGUUCAGAUCUACUUGAGAUGAAAACAUGUAUUUUCCAAUUACACUUUAUUGAACAUCAGAAAAAAUAUUCAAAUGUGAAAAUGUGAAGAUACAGUGAACUUAUCGUAAGAUUCAAUAUCACUCUCUUUUAGGGUGUCACCCUAAACUAAAACUGUAGUGAUUGUCACAAAGAAGUAUGUGGUGCUGAACAGUGUUGGUGGAAUGCUUACCAUAUGACAGCUUAAACUCUUUAUACUAACAUUUAUCAACUUGAAACUGUAAUGUCAUACAAGCAAUAAAUUCCUGGCAAAGAAAUUGUGUCCAUCGUUUCUAAACUUAAUAAAUUUCCAUGUUAAAUUGAAAAGCUUGUGCAGCUAAACCUUCAGAAAUUCCUGGCCAAGAAAGAAACCCUCCAUCAACACAGUUUUGAAGUCUUCAUAGUUUAACAUGUGUUUAACAGGUAGCAUAAUUGUAUUGCUGCAUGCUGCCACAGUUGGAUAACAUAUCCUAUGCUCAUUAUAUUCUGCUUCACAGUUAUGGUUGAAUUGCACUGUGAUUUUGAAAUGUGUCUUCUCUUGAGACUCUUGAUGUUCUUUAAUAAUCAUCAAUCCAUCCAUUCCAUCUUCCAUACUGCUUAUACUAUACAUAGUCAUGGAAGUGCUGAAAACAACCACAUAUCCCAGUACUGAAGACAGGAAAACAUCCUGAACAGGUAGCGAGUAACAACAAACUGGGGUGCAUUUUCCGCAGCCAACAAAUCAACAAAACUUGUGACCGUAAUUGGCUAACAAUGCUUUUGGGAAAUGCAUCGCUGUUCAGUUAAAGCAGGGGUGGUGAACAUUGAUCCUGGAGGGCCAUUGUUCUGCAGAGUUUAGGCCCAACCCUGAAAAAAAAAACUCACCUGCCUGUAACUUUUGUAAUCCCGAAGACCUUGAUUAGCUUCAGAUGUGUUUGAUUAGGGUUGAAGCUAAACUCUGCAGGACAACAGCCCUCUAUAGGGUUAACGUUCCCCACCCCUGAGUUAAAGGGAUAGUUAAAAAAAAAAAGCUGUCAUUUACUCAUCUUUCAAAAUCUGUUUUUACUUUAAAAGAAAAAAGUUUUCUAUAUAACGACAGUGAAGAAGAAUACCUUUUAUGCAAUAUUUUCCUAAAGUAAUUUAAAUGACCACAUAAAGAGGAAGACUUGGAUUGUAGUUUAAUAAGGAAUGUGGUGCAGAAUUGUUAUGAUACUUGCAAGCCCCUUGUCAGAAUUCACUUUCAUUGUAUUGAUAAGAGCAGCAUGAAUCAGCACAUUUUUUUUCUAAGCCAUGCAAGUUUAGAAUGAUGUGAAGGUGAGUAAAUCACUAUUUGUAAUAAGAACUUUUAUUUUAGUGUGAAUUUUACAUUCACUUUUAAGACAAUAUUGGAUUUGUAGUUUUAGUGUUUUUACUUUGCUCCAGUUCCUGAAGAAGGUCUUGCAGAUGGUUCAUCAUGGCAACCUCGACCUGUUCUCUGUAUGAGCCCUUUUCACUGAACUCUGCCUGGCAAAUGGAAAUGACAAAGUCUGCAUCCGCAACCUGUUAAGUAAAAGUUGAAAAACAAUGAAUUUUUUUUUUUUUUUUUUUUUUUAAUUAAAGCAUAGUCUUAUCUAGAGCAGUGGUUCCCAAACCUGUCCUGAAGGACCCCCAGCACUGCACAUUUUGUAUGUUGCCCUUAUCUGACA